Blepharisma stoltei is the source of this 3641-nucleotide messenger RNA. The record is from the annotation of a GenBank genome assembly. NCBI's taxonomy places the organism in Eukaryota, Ciliophora, Heterotrichea, Heterotrichida, Blepharismidae.
AUGAUACCUUUAAUAGUUUUAAUCACAGUUUUAGCAUCAGUCAGCGCGACGAUUGUCCAUCUAAUUCCUCAUUCUCACCUGGAUUUAGGCUGGCUACGUACAGAAGACCAAUAUUUUUAUGGCUGUGGUGGAGAUCCCAAUAAUGUUUAUAGCAGUUUGCCCGAUGAUGGCGCUCAAUGCGCCAUCAUCGAGCAACACCAAACAAGGGUCCACACGUGGAAUAGGAUCCACGUGUGGAGCCCUUUUUGGCUCGUGGAAAUGAGGAUUCUCCACGUGCUAAAAAGGGCUUCACACGUGGAAUCCAUUUCCACUGUGAACCCUUGUCUGGUGUUGCCCGAUGAUGGCGCAUUGAGCGCCAUCAUCGGGCAACUGCUAUAUCUGAUAAUUAGUGAAAUUGUUAGUGCUUUAACAGUGGACUAUGAAAGAAGAGCUGUUUUAGCUGAAAUUGGGUUUUUAAAAAAAUGAUGGGAUUUGCAAACCCCUGCAAUGAAAAAUCAGAUGAAAAUUUUGAUUAAAACUGGGAGAUUGGAAAUUGUGAAUGGAGGGUGAAGCAUGCCUGAUGAAGCUUGUACAAAUUAUAUGGAUCUGCAGGAAAAUUUUGUUAUUGGGCAUGAAUUUAUGAGAGAAGAGUUUGGAAUUACUCCUAAAAUUGGGUAUCAGAUUGAUAAUUUUGGCCAUUCUGCAACCUUUGCAGAAAUGCUUAUUCCUCCCUCUGUGAGCGAUAAAAAAAUUUCUGGCUCACAGGGGGCUAUUUUGAUUUAAAAUUUUAUAUAAUUUUUUUUGUUGAAAUUCUCAAAAAUUGGAUUUUUAAAAAUUAAUUUAAAUUUGACAAUUUAUUUUUAGAGUGCAAAACUGUUUAAAUUUAACAGAAUUACAUAUUAUAGAUUAAAAUAUUUUUUAUAAGUAUUUUUAUGUUAAAAAAUUGUUGGCUUGCUCACAGAAGGUGUUUUAUCCAAAAAGUAAGGAUUUUCCAAUGGUUUUGCUCACCCACAGGAGAGGGGGAGUUAUAGAAAUGGGCUAUCAAGGGCUGGUUUUAUCCCGAAUUCAUUAUCAUGACAAAAAAGAGCGAACAGCCAACAAAGAACUAGAAUUUACAUGGCACCCUUCAAGCACUGAAAAAGGGAUUUUUACUCAUAUUCUUUACAAUCAUUAUUCUUCCCCUAAAUCCUUGCAUUUUGAAGGCCUUUGAAUUGACAAUAGUUUUAUUACAGACAAAGAAAGCAGCUGUUAUACAGCAGAAAUCAUCAUGAAAGAUCUGCAAAAUCACGUCAAAGGGAUGGCAGAAGCUUACAAAAGUGACCAUAUUAUGCUGUUUAUAGGGGAUGAUUUUACAUUAAGUUCUGCAGAAAGGACGUUUGGGAGCUUAGACCUUAUGAUAAAUUAUGUGAAAAUUCACCCUGAAUAUGAGAUGGAACUGAGAUAUAGCACAAUUUCUCAGUAUUUUGCAGAGAUUUAUAAAACAAAAGAAAGCUGGAGUUGUUAUAAGGAUGAUUUUUUCCCGUAUGCAGAUUAUCCUUAUUCAUAUUGGACUGGGUAUUAUUCAUCAAGACCUUCGCUUAAGCUGCAGAUUAAGAAAUUUGCUGAUUAUGUAAGAGCGACCGAGAGGCUGGUUGCUCAUUCUUCGUUGAAUUAUUAUCAAAAUUUCACAAAGGAGAUUACUCUCAAUAGAGUAUGCUUGAUGUCUUUAAUAAUUUUCAAUUGGGGUAUGGGGAAAAUUGAUUUUAUAUAGAAAAUAGCUAGGUAGAUAUAAGGUAUAUAGUGAAAUUGGGCAUAAAUAAAUUGAAGCCACUUAGGGAAUAUUUAGCUCUGCUUCAGCACCAUGAUGCGAUUACUGGAACUGCGAGACUUGAAGUGUCUCGAAAUUAUGCGAAAAAAAUUACUAAAUUGGAAGACUCAGUAAUCCAUUUAUAUGAAGAAUCUUUGGAAAAUUCUGUUAACUCUCUUGUAAGGUGCCAAUUAAAUUCGACAAUUUGCCCUGUCCUAAAAGACCUUGAAACUGAUAAAACCCCGGUAAAAUUAAUUGUCUAUAACCCUAUUCCCAUUACAAAAACCUUGCAUUAUUUUUUUAAAUCCAAAAUCCUAAUAAAUUUAUUUCAAAAAUCCAUAAUUACAUAAUAAAGGAUAAAUACAUCCACACUUUCGAAAUAUUAGAAAUCCCUAUAAGCACCCCAAACAUCCAAAUAACUGACGAAGACAAAAAUCUCCUCGAUAUACAAAUUCUUCAUGAUCCCAGCCCAUUUUUCAACACAGAAACCUCAAUUGGUCGCUAUUUAUUGCUUCUUCCUAUAAGUAUUCAAGCCCUCUGUAUCAGAACUUUUACAAUAUCCUUAUCAGACUAUUCAUCAUCAGUACUAGAAUAUUCCCUUAUGGCAAAAUCAGGAAGCAUUUCUAACCAAGAGUAUUUUAUUGAAUUUUCAACAAAUAAUUUUACAAUAGUUCAUGAUAAUAAAGAAAUUAAUAUUAUGAUGAAUUAUGAGUAUUAUUCACCUAAUAUUGGGGAUGAGUAUGAUGGGCAAUCUUCAGGAAUUUAUAUAUUUAGGCCUGGAUCUCCUCAUUAUGUAAGCACAGCACUUUGCCAGUUUAAAAAUUUUAAAGUUAUUAAUACACAAUGGGUAGAAAGAAUAUAUUAUAUAUUAAACUGAAUCUUUUUAAUUUAAAUUGAGAUAAGCUUUGAGAAUUAUUUUUAGUUAAUUUAGCCUAAUUAAAUAUACUUUAAAUGCGGAAGUGAGGCAGCUACAAAGAUUACACUAUGGAAAAUUGGUGAAAAUAAGCUUCCGAAUAUUGAGCAUUAUAUUAAGCCUAUAACUGAUUUUGAGGGGAAAGAAAUAAUUGUGAGAUAUUACACAAAUUGGCUACAUGAUGAUACUUUUUUUAUUGAUUCAAAUGGAUUGAAAAAUAUUAAUAAAACAUGAAAUGUCCAUGGUGGACAAAAAUUUGAAACUUUAGAGCCUAUUGCAGGAAAUUAUUAUGCUAUUACUUCUCAUAUAGGAUUUGAAAGCGGAAAUAGGACUUUUGGAGUUAUUGUAGAUAGAACACAAGGUGGGACUGCUACACAGAAUUUUAAAAAAUCCUCAAAACAUGGAUCUGAUGUAGAAAUCAUGCUUCUCAGGAAAUGUUUAAGAGAAGAUGGCCGUGGAAUUGUUUUCCCUUUAAUUGAAGUAGCUGAAGAUGGGACAAAUUUAUUUGUUUUAUCAGUCCAUAAACUUUUUAUUGAAAAUUCGCCUAAUAAAGCUUUUGAGUUACAAAAACAGUCAGAAAAUCCUCUUCAAUUAUUUUUUGGGAAAGGGGAAGAAUAUUCGAAAAGGUAUGUAAUGGUCAAUAAAGAAAAUAAUUUAUUGCAUAUGAGGCUUAAGGAUGCAAAUACAGUUAUAGUUAGGAUUAGAUGUGAGAGUGAAGAUCAAGAUUUCAAUAUGGCUGAGAUUCUGAAAGAUAUUCUGCCUAAUAGUGAAACAGCUAGAAUAGGGCAGCUUGAUUUAGCGGAAAAUAAAGGAUAUGGCCAAGCUGCAGAAAUGGUAUGGGGAGAAGGUGGAAGCUGGCCUUAUGAUUAUUUUUCGAAAGGAGAGAAAAGGUGGCAAAACAUUGAGGAUUUUAAAUUCAGCUGUAAAGGGUUUCCAUUAAAGUCAUUUGAAGUAAACUUUUAA